AUGACGACCAGCUCCCAUGACUUCCUAGAUGUCGACAAGCCCGCUCCAAUGCCCAGACAACAUCGCUCGCGAUCAAGUGGCUAUGUCGAUCAGCUUGAGGAACAUGCGCGAAGGGACAGGCGUGAGCGUGAGCUGCAGAUGAGGCGCUAUCACGAGAACAGUAGACACUCAUCUACUGCCUACCAUAUAAUAAAGUCCGAUCAUCUUUGCGUCCCAGUGUUCGAGACAGCCAGGCAACCUCGGGACAGCGAACAAGUUGAGCAAAGGCGUGAGAGUCAGUCGCCGCGUAGCUUCCGUGUAGAAGAGGUUCGUCCAGGGCCAAGACCAGCAUACAACUACAACCUGAACACUGAGCCUGUCCUGCCGAGCCAAUCGCCAACAAAGCAUGAGUGGAAGCCGCACCAACAUUCAAGCAAGCCGAAAAUCAAAGUUCAAAUCAUCCAGGACCACCCACCGAUUUUUGACAAAACAUCCGCACGCACGCCAAAGCGGAGUCCGAGUGCGAGUCCGAAGUCAUCGACCGCACAGCCAGAGUUGCCAUUCCAGUACUCGACGUUGCAGGUAAAGCUCGCUCAAAUCUGUGCCGUCUGCUUGCCGUUCAAGGACGUCGAGCCUGCCGACCCACGCGAUCUGACGUUCGAAAAGAUCGCAGCGCAGGUCGAGGGGUUUGGAUUUGAUCUGCGGAUAUGGAGUCAGGUUGCGAACGUGAAUGGACUUGCCAUGGUCGAAAAGAGCAAGAGGAACGUCGCAAACGCUGCAUCACGUAAUCUGGCUCGCUUGAUCGUUCGGGUGUCUGAGCUACAUGAUGCAUGCGCCGCAGCAAAACCCCGGGAUCUAAAGUUGCCUUCACUGCCCACUGUGACUGACAAGGAAGACGAAGAGGAGCUGUAUGAUGAUGAUGAAAGCGAAGACGACGCCAACAUCGACGACCCCACGGAAUCUCCAGGCUUUGUGAUUCACUCGCUGCUUCACAGCAUCGAAGUGCAGAUCCAGACACUGAAGCGCCUGUCACGGUCACUGCAAGAAGCGACGCCGGAUGCAAAGGACGAGGUUGUAAACGUCACUAGGCUGGUCGAUGAGACGGCGCAGUAUUUUGGCUCGAAUACCGCAUUGCAGCUUCAUUUGAUCGACUCGAGACUCUCAGGACGGAAGGCGUUGGUGGCGGCACGUCGCGCAUGUAGGAUUGUGUAG
Ascochyta rabiei is the source of this 1191-nucleotide messenger RNA. RefSeq lists its product as uncharacterized. The coding region runs from base 1 to 1191 and encodes 396 amino acids. NCBI's taxonomy places the organism in Eukaryota, Fungi, Ascomycota, Dothideomycetes, Pleosporales, Didymellaceae. The record is from RefSeq and is a predicted model, not a curated record. The transcript has 2 exons.